AUGCCUCCCGUUUCUAAAUACGAACACCUAUCCGGCCAUCAAAAACAAACUCAAAGUUCUAGUUCUAACUUGGGUGAUGAUAAUGUGGGUGAAGACAAUGUGAAAGAAGAUGAAGAAGCUAAUGUGGGCGAAGACAAUAUGAACGUUGAUGUAGACAACGUGAACGCAGGUGAAGAUAAUGUUAAUGCUACCGUAGAUGAAGAGUUGGUUAAUCCCGUUCCGGAUAUUGAUAUUUUUGAUCCUAGAAAUUGGGGUGGGCUUAGUAAUGACAUGAUUAAAGAGUUGGUUAUUAAAGGUCCAAAAAGAGAUAGGGAUGUUGUUAAGGGCCCCGUGGAUAAAUUUGGAAGACAUUUUUCUAAUAACAUUUUUGAGAACGGGGCAUUCGAAAGGUUGAAAUGCAAUGAAACAAUUGACACAUCGACAUAUGAGCAAUUUAGAAAAGAAAAAGAUUAUUGGAAACAAGUCAUCUUAAGGAUUGUUGCAGUUGUGAAGUUUCUUGCAAAAUAUGGCUUAGCGUUUCGUGGGUCAAAUGAGAAGUUGUAUCAAAAAGGCAAUGGAAACUUUUUGGGUUUGGUUGAGAUGUUGGAAGAGUUUGACCCGAUUAUGAAAGAACAUGUGCGCCGAGUUUUGAAUGAAAAGUGCCAUGUACACUUUCUUAGCCACAAUAUUCAAAACGAGUUGAUACAAUUAUUAGGGGAUAAAGUUAGAACCGAAAUCAUCAAGAAGGUUAAGCAAGCAAAGUAUUACUCCAUCAUCCUCGAUUGCACGCCUGAUACAAGUCACCAAGAGCAAAUGUCCAUAAUUGUAAGGUGGCAAAUUUUGAAAGACAAUGUUAAAGGAUUAACUCUUAAAUCAUUGUCUACAACUCGUUGGGAAAGUCGUAUAGAUAGUAUUAAGCCUAUAAGAACUCAACUUGGAGAUGUAAGAAAAGCUUUGCGAGAAGUUAGGGGGACGGAUAGAGAUGCUAAAAUCAUAAGUGAAGCUAAAUCAUUAGAAGAGUAUGAACUUGGUGAUUUUGAAUUUUUGGCACAAAUUGUCAUUUGGUUUGAAUUAUUAUCAAAGGUGAAUGUGGUGAGCAAACGGUUGCAAGCAAAAGAUGUUGUCCUUGAUGUUGCUAUUGAUGAAGUAGACAAAUUAAUUAAAUUCUUUAAGAAUUAUAGAGAAGUGGGGUUCUCUAAGGCACUUGAUGAAGCUAGAGAAAUUGCAAAUGAAAUAGGUGUAAAUGCGGAAUUUCGUCAAAAACGUGUGAUAUAUGGGAAAAAACAUUUUGAUGAAUCGUCAAGUGUAGAAGAAGUAACAUUUUCACCCGAGGAGGAUUUUAGAGUAAAUUAUUUUUUAAGUAUUGUUGAUCAAGCUAUUUUUUCACUUGAAACAAGAUUUGAACAAUACCAAAAAUUCGAAAAAAUAUUUGGGUUUUUGUUUCCUAAAAAGUUGAAGACUCUUGAUGAAGCCAAGCUUAAGGAGUGUUGUUAUCACCUUGAAGAUGCAUUGAAGUAUGAAGGAGAAUCAGAUAUUGGUGCUAAAGAAUUGUAUACGGAGUUGAAGUUGAUUACUACAUUUUUACCGAGACAUAUUGACAACCCUUUUGACGUUUUAGACUAUAUAUUCCAACGCAGUACUACUUAUCCUUAUGCUAUAAAUGCAUAUAAAGUGUUGUUGACAAUUCCGAUAACCGUGGCAUCAGCAGAAAGAAGUUUCUCAAAGUUAAAGUUGUUGAAGACCUAUUUACGUUCUACAAUGUCACAAGAAAGACUAAAUGGGUUGGCAACAAUAUCUAUUGAAAGUGAAAUAUUAGAUACUAUGGAUUACAAGGAGUUCGAGAGCUUUGCUUCAAAAAACGCUAGGAGAACCAUACUGUUUGCUUAG
Messenger RNA from Helianthus annuus (common sunflower), 1866 nucleotides. RefSeq lists its product as uncharacterized. The coding region runs from base 1 to 1866 and encodes 621 amino acids. The transcript has 5 exons. Gene Ontology annotation, molecular function: protein dimerization activity. The record is from RefSeq and is a predicted model, not a curated record. NCBI's taxonomy places the organism in Eukaryota, Viridiplantae, Streptophyta, Magnoliopsida, Asterales, Asteraceae.